CAAUCACAGUGAGCCUCUCCUGUAAAAAGUCACGUAGUGGACGUUCGCGGAUGUCCGUGAUGUUGUUGUGGGAAUUUCGGCGAGUGCUGCUGGCGGCCUCGACCUUGGCCUUUUUUACUGACGCUUGUUUGAAUUGGCAAUUGACCUGCGCGAAUGGCACGCGUCUUUCCGAAGACAGCGCUUGCGACUUCACCAACGAUUGCGACGACGGUGGCGAUGAGCGACACUGUUGCCACUAUAAGAGGUGUGACUUUGACGAAGGCUUCUGUGACCUGUUCCAACCAUUGCAAGCAUUUUCUCAAUGGAACAGAACCACGGCGCUUGCGCCCAUCCAAGGCGACCAUGGAAACAACCAAUCAGCAUAUUUCCUGUCCCUUGUACCUCAAAGAGGACACGCUACCACUGCACAGCUGAUAAGUCCUCAGUUUGGGCCUGCUGACGGCUGCCAGAUGAGCUUCUACCAUUACGUCUCGGCCCAAUAUGGAGCGCUUGAGGUUCUAAUGGAAACCGGUCCUCUGGGUCGCAGCACUGUGCUAUGGAAGCAGUCCACUCCAGCAGAAGAGUGGCAGCGGGCUAUCGUCCGGUUUUCCAGCAACAACACUUUUCAGGUGGUAAUUCAAGGGACUCUUACAGCGGAAAGUGAUGCAUCAGAGGUGCUGGCCAUCGAUGACAUUUCCUUUAGUCCCCACUGUGUGCCUGUUUUGGUUCCCAGCGCGCCGCUGCCUCUCAGCAGUGCUUGCCCCCCAUCCUUGUUCGCAUGCAAGGGCGGCGGCCUGUGCAUAGAGGGGGACAAAGUGUGCGACUUCACGCCGCAGUGUCCCCACGGCGACGAUGAAAGCAACUGCCCUUCGGAGUGCGACUUUGAGGGUGGCUCCUGCGGCUGGUACGAGCUCACCCUUGGAGACGGAUUCGACUGGGUCAGGGGCUUGUCCGCGGACGUACCGCCGGAGUACUACGGUCGGCCGCCGCCUCUGGACCACUCCGGUAACAACGCAGAGGGUCACUUUAUGUUCAUACUGAAGAACAGCAGCAGUCUUUAUCCGAGGGCGGUUCUCAGAGGACCGUGGUUUCAGCAGUCGGCCUCCGGGUGCACCAUGACAUUUUGGCAUUACAACACAGGCAUAUCAGUGGGGGCCGCCGACAUGUACCUUCGCAUCAGAGGUGUCCAAAACAACACCAUUAUUUGGAGGACUUUGUAUGACCAGGGAAGCCGCUGGAACCGGGUGAGCGUGCAACUGGGUCGUAUCACGAGGCCCUUCCAGAUCGCUUUGGCCAAAAUCAGCCUGGGCGUUUUCGACGGAAUCUCCGCCCUGGACGACGUGUCCUUCCACAACUGCUCCAUGCCACCCGCCGUUGCACAAUGCCCGCCGCACACGCACUUCCACUGCACGCGAACCAGGGCGUGCGUGGAGCGGCUGCUGCUGUGCGACCUGGUGGACGACUGCGGGGAUGGUUCAGAUGAAGAGGGCUGCUCUCCCGAGCUGCAGUGCAACUUCGAGCACGGCCUGUGCACCUGGAAACAGGAGCAAAACGGCGGCGGCGGCGACGUCUUCGACUGGACCCGCAUCCGAGGUCCCACCCCGUCCUUCAACACGGGGCCCUGGAAGGACCACACGCUGGGCACCAGCUACGGCCACUACCUCUACAUGGAGUCGUCCGUCCCCCAGGAGUUCAAGGACACGGCGGUGCUGCUGAGCCGGGCCUUCCAGCCCACGCGCGGCGAGGACGCCUUCAACGCCCGCCACCCCUGUGUGUUCCGCUUCCACUACCACAUGUUUGGCUCGCACGUGUUCUGCCUCGCCGUCUAUCUCAGGACUGUAUCGGCGGGCCGCGGGCAAUUGCUGUGGGUAGGAUACGGAGACCAGGGCAACGUUUGGCACAGGAAGACUCUGUACCUGACCAGCGCUCGACCUUUCCAGAUUAUAAUUGAAGGUACAGUCGGAGAUGAUUUCAACGGGGACAUCGCCAUCGAUGAUCUCUCCUUCCUGGGCUGCUUCCCACAUGAAGGUGAGCUCCCCCCGGCUAACACCAUAGACCCCACGGUGACGACACCGGCCCCCUCAGUUCAACCCCACCGCUGCCCCCAAGGGGAGUUUGCAUGCGGGUCGGUCGGCGAGUGUGUCGCCCGCGAGAAAGUGUGCGACUUCAGGCGGGACUGCUCGGAUGGCUCCGACGAAAGCGAUUGUGCGGCUGAGCAGUGUGAUUUUGAAGGUGGCGAGACAUGCGGUUGGGAGACGAUCGUCCCGGCCACGGUAUCCAUGCAUGCAUUCCGCUGGUCACCUGACCAAGGGGAGAGCGCUCAUGCCGGAGAGCUGUAUCAUCGUCCUGUCACCGACCACACCCUGGGCAGCCCUGAAGGUUGGUACAUGUGCGCCGAUAGCUCCAACGGUGGCUACGGCCACGCUACAGACCUCCAGACGCCCGUCAUUGGGUCCACCGGGCCGCAUUGCACCCUUGUCUUUUGGUACCACAUGGCCGGUUUCACCGUGGGCUCCCUCCAACUUUUGCUGAGGCGUGGGAACAUCACUCACGAGGUUUGGUCUCAGACUGGUAACCAAGGCCACAAGUGGAGGCGAGGCGAAGUCUUCUUGGGGCUGUCACAUGACUUUCAGGUGGUGUUCCGAGCUAAGCGUGGGAUCAGCUACAUGGGCGACGUGGUGAUCGACGACAUCGGCUUCGUGGACUGCGCUCCUCCGCCACCUUCGGAGGUGCCGUGCACCCCCGAGCAGUACGUCUGCGCCAACGGCCGCUGCAUUCCUCGGGACAACAUGUGCGACUUCAUCGAUCACUGCGGAGACGACUCAGAUGAGGACCCCUACAUCUGCAAGGGAUUUAGUGGCCGCUGCAAUUUCGAGUUUGACCUGUGCUCCUGGCGCCAGUGUUCGGAGGAUGAUUUUGAUUGGCAGAUCAAAGCCGGCAGCACCCCGACUUUCGGCACGGGCCCCUCCACAGACCACUCCCUGAGGGACCCCUCUGGGCACUACCUCUACCUGGAGAGCUCCUUCCCUCAGGCUGCCGGAAAUGCCGCCCGUAUUUCAGGGCCGUUGCUGAGCUACAGGAGCUCGCAGUGCAAGAUGCGUUUCUUUUUCCACAUGUCCGGAGACGGCAUCGGGACGCUGGGCGUGUUCCGCAAGAGCCGAGGGCGUCUUCACCUCCUCCUCAACCUGACGGGCGACCAGGGCAACUACUGGCAGAUGAGGGAGGUUGCGCUGAGCCACCCCGAGGACUUCCGAGUCACGUUCGAGGGACGGGUGGGCCGAAAUCCCAAGGGGGACAUCUGCCUGGACGACAUCACCUUUUCGCCAGGGUGCCUGCUCGCUUCCUCGGCCGCAAUAGAGGAUGAUGCCACUCCUCCUCCUCCUCCUCCUCCUCCUCCUGAAGGCCAGUGUCCUCCAGGCUCUCUGCCUUGUCGAAACGGCAGGUGCUUCUCGCCCGGCCAGCGCUGCGACUUCCGAGACGACUGCGGCGACGGCGCCGACGAGGACCACUGCGGGACUUCCUGCUCCUUUGAGGACGGCCCCUGCGGCUGGAAAAACUCCCUGGCGGACAAUUUUGACUGGUCGCUGGGAACUGGCUCGGUCCAGAGCAUACGGCCCCCGUACGACCACACUUUGGAGGAUGAAAGCGGUCACUUCCUCUAUCUGGAGGCGACCCCCGUGGGACUGAAGGGCGACAAGGCUCACAUCAGUAGUUCGCUGUGGAAGGAGUCCAGCUCCAUCUGCAAGCUCUCCUUCUGGUACUACAUUUCCCACAAGGCAUCAGGAACCAUCCGCCUGCUCGUCAAGACGGAGAACGCCAUGUGGGAGGCGUGGAACAAAACGGGCCACCAGGGCAACAAGUGGAAGCGGGCCGAGGUGCCGCUGAGAAGGCUGCGGAACUUCCGCUUGAUAUUCGAGGGCGUGCGUUGGCGCGACGUGAGCGGGGGCGCCGCCCUGGACGACCUGGAGUUCAAAGACUGCGCCCCGAGUGCUUCCGAGCCAAUGAGCUGCCCCGCGGUCACAGACUUUGUGUGCGACAGCAGCCACUGCAUCGAGUCCCACCUGGUGUGCGACGGCAAGCCCGACUGCGUCAACCAAUCGGACGAGUCCGAGUGUGGCGCCGUGGCCGACAUGCCGGGAGCGUGUAGUUUCGACAUGGACGACGGCCAAUGGGAGGAGAGGUGCCAGCUCGCUCAGGACACCGACGACGACUUUGAUUGGAGGAUCAAGCGUAGCAGCGAAACAGCAGGAGCCGGACCGCCAUCUGACCACAGUCCAGGUGGCGGGGGGAACUUCCUGUCCAUCCACUCAGCCGCUCAGCGAGAGGGUGACGUUGCCAGGGUGACCACCAUUAGUGCCUUUCCAGCCAGCGUGGGCCUGUGUCACCUGCGCUUCUGGUUCUACAUGCACGGCUCGGACAGAAUGGGAACGCUGAAGGUGUUCACGGUCGGACCGAGCGGCACCCCGCUGCAAAUGUGGGCCGUGGCCGGAAACCAAGCUAAGGGGUGGACGUACGCCAGUGUCAUCCUGUCCAACCCGAGGCCUUUUCGAGUGAGCUUCCAGGCGGAGGUGGGCGGAGACAUGUGGACCGACGUGGCCCUGGAUGACAUCACGUACACAGCAGAGUGCGUUGUAGGAGGACUGGUGACUCCACAGCCUGUCACCUGCAGCUCGGACCACUUCCAGUGCGUCUACUCCUUCCAGUGCAUCCCUGGGAGCUGGCAGUGCGACGGCGAGUUCGACUGCUUCGACCAGUCCGACGAAGAGCGUUGCCCCACGGCCAUUCCGGGCACCCUCCCCCCGCAGGGCGGCUGCCCCGCGGGCCGCUACCGCUGUUCCGACAACGUCUGCGUCCCGGCUUUACUGCGCUGUGAUGGCGUCCACGACUGUCCCCAUGGCGAGGAUGAACACGGCUGCCCACUGCUGCAAUGCGAGCUGGGAGAACUACUGUGCGACACUUUGUCCACUUGCGUUCCUCUUCAAAAGCGCUGCGACCGCUUUGACGAUUGCCUGCCUUUCGUCUCGGAUGAGUCCAGUUGUGACGACUGCCCUCCCGUGUACUGCCUGGGUCGAGGCUCAUGCCACGUGGCGGAGCACGGACCUGUUUGCAUGUGUUAUCCGGGCUGGACCGGCAACCGUUGCCAUGUAAGGACGAAGCCGCCGCUCUCCUCUCCGACGCCACCCGAUCUCGGCGACACGGCGUUGGACGCGGUAUAUACCGGCAUUGCCCUCGGAAUGCUGCUGCUGGUUGCUGGCGUGGCCGUCUGCGUCCUGGCUCUGUGCAGUAAACGAUGCCACGCGACGAAGCGCAGCCCGACGAUCUACGGGAUGAUGGAUCACCCCACCUUUGACUGGAAGUCAGAGUUUCGCCGCCGUGCAACCAGACGCAGGAACGACGCCGGGGGUCUCACAAUCAGCGUGUACCCUUGGAGGAUGGAGGCGGAGAACUCGUCCCGGAGGGACGCCAGACUGUCCUUUGCCAAUCCGGUGUACAAUCAUGAUCAUCUGCAGCCCGAUGAAUGCAGGAGCUCUGAGGCAUAAGAUAAAAAAGAUGAACUGUGUAUAUGCCAUAUGGACGCCUGCUGUGGAUUGGUAUGUGAACAUACUGUAGCUUGACUUUUUUUCCUCUGGGAAAGUGAACAGAUACGUACAUGGAGUGAUGUAACCAAAAUUAGGUACAGUAAAGUAUAUCAACGUAGUCAGAUCAGAUAUUUUUUCCUGGUCACUUGUUGCAAGGCAGAAUUCCCAGGGCUCGAUCAUAGCUGCCCCAUUGGCCAAUGAAAAAUAUUCAUUUUUAGUCAUUUUGAAUUACGACAAGUAGAGGUUGAUCGAUAUCAAUUGUUGCUAGGCAGAAUAUUACAGAACGCAAUCAUAGGCUAAUGAAAACCUUGCGAUACUACGCUGUCAAUUCAGUUCAGCCCGUGUUUACUUGCUAAUUGUUACGUUGUUAUAAUAAUGUAGCAUCACACAUGCUUUCCACACGAGCAGAUGGGAUUUCAACAGUCUGUCAUUCUAUUUGUAAAUGUAUUAAAUUUACAUCGUUACUUUGUUUUGAUUCAGAUUUUCUAGGAUGUUAGCAUUUUCUCUAUUCUCAUUUGAAAUACUACCCAGCUACUUAGCAGGAUGUCAAAUCCUUAUCAAUGCACCUUUGCACUUUCUCUCCUCUGGUUGAUAUUUUUCUAUAUGUUAGUAUACAGACUGUUAGCCUGUUGGCUUUUUAUUUUUUAAAACUCCCCACAUACAAGAUAUAAAAUACUUAUAUACAAUACAAUGUGUAUAAGAGAGUUCUGACCUCAGGUUGCUAUCUAGCGUUACGUUAGCAUGCCAACUAUUAGCACGUUAGCAUAUGAUCAAUCUUCUUCUAAAAUACCACCUACUACAGUGCAUGAUUUAAAACCCUCAUCAAUCUGUGUUAGCACCUUUGCAGCCAGAUUGCUAUCUUGCUACAUGUUAGCAUACCAACAGUUAUCAUGUUAGCAUUAUCAAUUCUCAUUUGAAAUAGUAGUGCACUACAGGGUAUGAUGUAAAAUCCAUACAAUGUGAUAAUUUCUGACCCGUUGUUGUCUUGCUAUAUGUUAGCACGACGAGUGUUAGCAUCCUCCCUAUCUCAAUGGUCCUAGCCGAUAUAGCCCCAUUGAGGCACAAGAUGUUCCUGAAUGAACAUUAUUGGUCCACACUGGUUGUUAGCUUGCUGUAUGUUAGCAUGCUAGCUGUUAGCGUUGUUCGAAUUUCAUUUAAAAAAAUUUUUUUAGGGCCAAAGUUAAAAUACGUAUAGAGAUAAACUAACAAUCUGUAACAAAUGCAGGGUGAUAGAUUAGCAACAAGUGGACAAAAAUUCCCAUUCCCCCAAAAAAGACAAACUCAGCUCAGUGCUCGUUUGCAUCAACCCAGUGACAUUCGAACCGACGGCCUGUGGUCAAAACAAAAGCACUUUAUGCACCUUUAUGCCAAGCUUGCACACACACGGGUAGAGAUUAUGAGGCCAUUAUUGUUUUUGGUUUGUUUUUGUGCGUCUCUGGUAGCUUCGGUAUUCACGCCAUUGAAUGGCAUGUAGAGCUAGCACAAGGUCUUUGUGGAUGUUGUUUUUGUGUUGUUGGUAGGCUCAGCUCACUCCCAUGGGGGAAGGUUUAUGUCCCUUGUCCAACCAAUUAGACCAAAUAUAAUACCUUUCUCAACUGUCUGCUGGAAGAUUUACUUUGCAAGUUAUCGCUACAAUAAAUGAGUAACUCACUUUAUUUAGUUGAAAACUUAAAGAUGUAUUUUUGGUUUACUAUUUGUUAUUAUUUGUUUGUUUUUUCACUUUACAUUUUAUCUUUACCUUUUAAUUUUAUUAAACAAGGUAAAUUCUU
Molecule: messenger RNA, 7327 nt
Organism: Phyllopteryx taeniolatus (common seadragon)
Lineage: Eukaryota; Metazoa; Chordata; Actinopteri; Syngnathiformes; Syngnathidae
Gene: malrd1
Product: MAM and LDL receptor class A domain containing 1
Exons: 33
Coding region: 51-5519 (1822 amino acids)
Cellular component (GO): membrane
Molecular function (GO): protein binding
Source: RefSeq, a predicted model, not a curated record